Messenger RNA from Heterobilharzia americana, 1136 nucleotides. The record is from the annotation of a GenBank genome assembly. NCBI's taxonomy places the organism in Eukaryota, Metazoa, Platyhelminthes, Trematoda, Strigeidida, Schistosomatidae.
AACAUAUAAUAGUGGCUGCUACCUAAGAAUGUUUCAUAAAUUUAGGGAAAGUCAAUGAACAUUGAAUUUCUCAACCUUUUUCUAUCCUAGGUUCAUCUCAUUGUAAUGGCGCCCAUAGUAACAGAUGUGAUCAGUUGGCCUAGACCUUCAAGGCUGUGAUAAGGCCAGACAUUUUUACUCUUAGAGAUUUCUGGUCAGCGUUUAUAUUCCUAACUUGGAAGUCGUUUAUCACUACUAAUGACAUCAAAUGCCUCAGCUGCGAGUAAUUCUACCACAGACAGAGUUGUAAAAAGUAUCCCUCAUCCUCCUACCCACCGUUUGACCAUAGAAGAAGUGUUUGACAGCAAAGGAGAACCCGAAUUAAGGAACUUAAACAGCAUUUUAUCCUCGAAGGUCGAGUUACGGAACAAGUUGCCCUGAAAAUUAUUCGUGCUGGAGCCGAUCUUUUGAGAGAGGAAAAUACAGUUUUGGAUAUUGAUGCACCUGUUACUGUUUGUGGUGAUAUUCAUGGACAGUUUUUUCGAUCUUAUGAAAUUAUUUGAAGUUGGUGGAGAUCCGCAACAACGAGAUAUCUCUUCCUUGGAGAUUAUGUUGAUAGAGGAUACUUCAGUAUUGAGGUGUCUAUGUUGGGAUAAAUUCCUCACAAUGAACUUUUACAGGUUGAAAGUGACUGACUGUACUAAGGUGUUAAUCACUUGUUACUAGUUCUAAUUUCUACUACUCUGGUGUAAUUAGUACAUAAAGUCACUUGAAGGUGUGUGAAUUUGAUUUGCAGUAUUAUAUACUAUUUGGAUUGUGUACUGAAUUGAAUUUUAUAGACUAUGGAUCUUUGAAAGUACUAUAUUUUUCGUACUCGGAAGAGUUGGUAACUUGCUUCCAAGAUUUUUUUGUAAUGUAUUAUUUUGACAGGAUAAAUUUUUUCCCUAUCAUUUCCUCUUAACUAUGAGGAAGGUGGUAUUUAGUGGGUAUUUAAUCUUACUUGUACCAGUGUACCAGUGUUGUACCAGUGUUCUAGCCUAAGUAUACCACAUAUGUAAUUGUCAUGGUAUACUGAAGUGAAGUAGCACUUUAAUUUAUCUUUUGUAAUGUCGUUUAUAAAUUUCUGUAAGAGAGUAUCCAUAUGCUUAGCUGCUCUU